UCGAUCUUCUAUCAAUACCGUUUGCUGGCAGUUUGAAAUGGAUCUGCGCUUGGUGAUCGUAGUUUGCUGUGCCGUUUUACAUCCUGAAUUAGUGGAAUGCCUACCACCAUUGUUUGGGAGUGCAUUAUUCGGUGGGCGGGUGGAAAAACCGUUGCUCGCACUGUCGCUAGAAUCGGGCGAAGCAGCAACCGUGGCGGCACCGUCGCCCGUUGAUCGGUUUCACGAUGAGGAGGAAGAAUUUUACCCGCUAAAGGGCUAUCAGCUACGACGGAUAACAAGUUCCAAGCGGUUUUACGAUAUGGUUCUGGGCGUGCUGCAAGUGCUCGAAACGCAAGCGCGCCAGAAAGUGCAACGCGCCCGAGAACAACGGGAAAGCGUACGAUCAGCAUAUGAUGACGACGAGGAAGACGAGCAACCGGCCUAAUGGAUCAAUUUUGCUGAUGGGAUGAAACGGCACACGCUGGGCAGCAAAAAAAGGUACCAUCAAACCGGAUCG
Anopheles moucheti is the source of this 496-nucleotide messenger RNA. RefSeq lists its product as uncharacterized. NCBI's taxonomy places the organism in Eukaryota, Metazoa, Arthropoda, Insecta, Diptera, Culicidae. The record is from RefSeq and is a predicted model, not a curated record. Bases 38 to 424 code for a protein of 128 amino acids. The transcript is spliced from 2 exons.